CGCCAUGUAACCGCCAGAAUGCAUCACCCAGCCAGUCACAGACCAGCAAGCUGGGGAGCCCAGGUUCAAUCCUCGCCCGGCCCCACGAGCCAGCGCCAAAGUUGCUCCGGCCAGCAUCGCCAGCCGCUGUGACGACUCUAUCUGUCUAAAUACCCUUUACAUGCCGCAUAUUUCUCCUCACUCAUGUCACAUCUCUCUUGGGUCAUGUUUCGCAUUUCAACGCCAGGAGGUUCCAUCACGCAGCGAUCGCCUUCAUAAGAGCAAGGCCGGUCUCCAUCAUGCUUUUUGGAACUCGUCCUCGUCCUUCAUCAUCAUCAUCCCUCGCCCUCUUGACCUCUGUGCUUCUGUGGCCUUCAUCUGCCUCUGCAACGCCGAUUCACGACACCAAGUUUCUACCCGCGCAGAUUGGCGGUAUCAUUGCGGCAUACGGAGUCUCCUUGGUGCUGGUCGCCAUCCUGUUGCUUUCGCUUUCUAGACGACGAAGAGAACAUCUUAGUGGGAACGAUAUCCCCAGCUACGUUCUUCAACUUCCGGUAGACCCAAAGUUCCAGCAGUUUCAGCAACAGCAGCAGCAGUUCGAUUUCGCAGCUCAACCCGAGGGCCACGUUGUUCCCCCUCUGAUCAUCCCAAAGUCCGAGUACUAUCACUCUGGUCCAUAUAGCGCCCGCAUCUUCGAUCCCAAGGCGCAUCCCGCAUCAUACAUUUUACCAUCGCCCUCUUCGUCUGCUAUUCCUUCCACUCUUGGAGUCUCACCACUUGUAGACCAAAACGUCGUUGCAGCAGACAGAGCCAUGGCGCAACAACAGCUUGAAGAAAUGUACAAAUAUGUCAUGGAGCAUGAGGAGGCCAAGCAAAAGGGCAUCAUUCUCGAGUCUCCAGUUGCCUCUCCGAACCCUCAGCGCGACUCGGCCACAUCAAAGACCGGUUUGCUGUCAAAGAAGAACAAGGCCAAGCCUGCCGGGUUGAACCUGGCCGCGGCUAAAGAAGAAAAGUCCCAGUCAAAGACUUCGGCUCUCUUUUCCUCGCUCCUCUCACCGAAGAAGAAGGCGGCCAAGGGCAUCAACAUCUCGUCUCCCAUCAUGACGCCCAUGUCGGGAACUUUCCCUCAGCAUGAAUCUCGCGAGAUGAGCGCCAUUCCUCCAAGGCAUUACGCUCCCGCGCCUCCGCCUCCGAUCCCAACUGACCAAAUUCCUUUUGGUGGCUCCAACGCCAGGGUGUCGGGUGCUCCCAUCACCCCCGAUAUGUCUCCCGAAAGCAUUCAAACCAUCGACGAGCGCAUUGGAGAUGCUUUCGGCCGCGCCAAUCGAUCGAGGACUACGCUACCGUAUGGCGAGAGAGAGCCCGAUUCGGCCACCACGGAAAGCUCUCAGGCUCCCUUGGUUGGUCUUCCGUCAUCUCCCAAGCCCGGAAGUACGUUUCCUUCGCUGCCGUCUUCACCUCGGCCCGGUGCCUCCUUCUCCCGUCCCAACCCACCGUCUGCGGUCCGAACCGGUGGAGCCUUGCCCCUUCGUGCCUACGAAGAGCAGCUGGGUUCGCCUUUCGUCACUGCCCAGACGACCAAGCAGACAGUCUUUGAGAGAACCGGCCCUCUAUCACCAGGUGGCGGCAUGACUCCGUUUACCGGAACCGCAGUACCGUACUCUCCGUAUCAGCCGUAUACUCCUUGCGUCCCAAUCACCCCUGGCUUGGUUACCAAGGAAGAUCGCAAGCGCAUGAAGCGAAUGGUGCCCAAGACGCCAACAUUGGAGAUGGUUAAGAGCUCUGAGGACAUCUGGUAAUUUGGUAGGGAUCGGAGUAACAAGCAGUUCUUUUUUUUCAUACAUUAACUUUUCUUUUUUUUUCUCAUUUCCCCCUUUUACUUCACGCUUCUACUGUUAGAUAAUUUGCCUGGGUUGUCCCAGGAAGGGCACCUUGAUCAUGUCGCCGUGAUUUUCUUCUCGUUUUUCUCAAAACACAUGGCCUUUUCAUCUUUUUCAUUUUUUUCUUAUUGCACACAUAUAUCCAAUGACUUGGGCCAGGAGCGCAGGAUUGAGGAAAGAAGGAAAUUCAUACCCCCGCAUAUUUGUUCACGACUGACGAGAUUUUUGUGUACUUGAUAAGCCUAUAAGCAUCUAAAAAAUCCAUCAUCAAUAAUUGAGUGUUUGGUAUUUUGAAAGAAAUAAAAGAUUGUACACCC
Molecule: messenger RNA, 2176 nt
Organism: Trichoderma harzianum CBS 226.95
Lineage: Eukaryota; Fungi; Ascomycota; Sordariomycetes; Hypocreales; Hypocreaceae
Exons: 1
Coding region: 279-1778 (499 amino acids)
Source: RefSeq, a predicted model, not a curated record